ACGGUCGCUACGGUCGAAGUCGCAUUUGUUUACAAAUGGCGAAUGCACUAGCGGCUCGUUUGAAUGUCACUUUUUUAUAGUGGACACACCUACUUCGUGCGUUCGUUGUGCAAAGCUACAGAGUCGUACGACCGCUGUAACAAGCCGUUCUAGCUGAGUUUUAUUUUUAUUCGCGUCACUCGCAUCAUGGAUAUGAAUCGGCGACGUUACAGAGAAGCGUCGCUUAGGACGUUCGAACCAUUCCUAAAAGAAUACGACUUUCUGCUGCGUUAUAUACUCACCGAGGUACAGCACUUUAAGAAUGAAAUAAAAGCACUCAGGAAGGAAGCACUCAUACUAGUUGCUAACAAUCGCAGCCUCCACCGAGAUCUGAGGCGACAAGUGGAACAAAAUUUAGCGUCAGAUCCGCCCCACAGCAAUCAACUUUUAAGAGAGCUUCAGUCUCAUCUGGAUACGGUUACAGAGGACAAAAAUAUCACAUCCAAGAUGCUACAAACAGCGCUGCAAGAGAUUGAACGCCUUGAAAAUCAGCUAGAGGAAAAAAAGGACUUUGUUGAUAGGGAUACUCUUAACCAAUCUGUGGAAAAAGUAAGGACCGACUAUGAAAAUAGGUACGAGGAAACGUUUCGCGAGUUGGAGAAAACAAAAUGUGAGCUCUUUGAGGCUCAGAAAAGUCUUCACAACACGAAGUUGCGUUUGGCUCGGUACAGUGAACCAGUAUAUGUGAUUGAAAACGAGCUUCAGGAGAAGGAAAAAAAACUAGAUGAGGUUCUGCAGUGCCUGCAGGAAACUCAGGAGAAACUAAUUUUGGCAGAAGAAGAGCGGACCGACGCCAUUUCAAGGCUUGCAGCAGUUGAAGCUCGCCUGAAUAAAUAUUGCACGGAGAGUGCUAACCAUUCACAAGAAUUGAAGUCUUGUCAGGACCGAAGCAAAGCACUGCAAGAACAACUUAGCUCUGCACUGGAGCACGCUGAGGAAAGCGUCAACAUCACAGAACGAGCGCUGCUUGAGAAACAAGAAGCACAGCUGAGGUGUGAGCUUCUGGAAAACGAAGUGAUGGAGUUGAGAACUUCACUCGAAGCUGUGGUGGAGGAAGCUGCCCAGCAUACAGCGAAUGAGGUGGACAAGUUUCGCGAGAAAGGAAACCAACGUAUAAAAGAACUGAUCAAGCAAAUUGGGCAGCUUCAGCAGGCCGUGCAGCAGCAGCAGUCACUCACAGCUCACCUGUCCGAAGAGAACAGCAGACUAAGGGAGGAGACUGGAAUGCUCCAGAAACGUCAAGCCGACUUGAGACUGAACCGCGAUCCUGCUUUUCAGGCACUUAGCCAGACUUUGAUGCAGGCGGAAAGAAUGUGCCAGAAGCAUAGACUUACUGCAGAGUCUCUGCAGGACAAGUUGUUACACCAAGAAAAACAAAGUACAUUCAAGGUAAAGCAGAGGGAGCUGGAGAUCCAACGUCUUCAGAAUUUGUUACAAGAGGCCGAGAAACGUGCUGACCAGCUGCAGCAAUCGAUGGUUGAAACUGAGGACCAAACGGCGGAGCUUCGCCGAAAAGCGCACACUCUAGAAGCAGAGUGUAUUGCACUACGAAAGAGACACCCCGCCGAGGUGACUGCCCUAACUGAGGCGCUCGAUCAAGAGAAGAUAGUCUACAGCAUGAAGUUGCAACAAAUGCAAGACACCUUUGAGAAAAAACUAAUGAAUGCACAGGCACUGCUACAAGCACAGCAGGCUGUGAAUGACAAGUGGAAAACAGAGGCAUCUAGGAUGGCAUCAGAAUUUGAAACGGAGUUGCUGGCUGCCCGAAAAAAGAUAUCUGCAUUAAAAAAGGCAAACAUGGAAUGGCAAAGGAAAGCAUACCACACAGCAAAAGAAACUCGAAAGGAAAAAAGAACAGGACACAGCAUCCAUCAAGAAAGACAUGGAAGUCAAGUAAAGCAGAGUGCAACAAUGCUGCAAGAACGUCGCACAUUAUCUGCAUAGCAGUGGUCUAUGGAUGAGCUACUAUAAUAAAAGUGAGGCUGUUUUUGGAAAACUGCCAUGUUUUGAAAUGGCAGAUUUAUUUCUUCACACUGGUGGCUGCCCUCUCAACGUGGCACUUCAUGGCAGCUGUGCAGCGUGUUCCCAACCGA
Rhipicephalus sanguineus (brown dog tick) is the source of this 2132-nucleotide messenger RNA. Its product is annotated as sodium channel and clathrin linker 1. The record is from RefSeq and is a predicted model, not a curated record. Bases 187 to 1983 code for a protein of 598 amino acids. Gene Ontology annotation, cellular component: centriole. The transcript is spliced from 17 exons. Lineage: Eukaryota; Metazoa; Arthropoda; Arachnida; Ixodida; Ixodidae. Gene Ontology annotation, biological process: phosphorelay signal transduction system; cilium assembly; clustering of voltage-gated sodium channels.